Messenger RNA from Cloeon dipterum, 9871 nucleotides. RefSeq lists its product as uncharacterized. The record is from RefSeq and is a predicted model, not a curated record. Gene Ontology annotation, biological process: regulation of transcription by RNA polymerase II. Gene Ontology annotation, molecular function: protein binding. NCBI's taxonomy places the organism in Eukaryota, Metazoa, Arthropoda, Insecta, Ephemeroptera, Baetidae. The transcript is spliced from 3 exons. Gene Ontology annotation, cellular component: nucleus. Bases 362 to 1516 code for a protein of 384 amino acids.
UUUAAUGUUGUUCUGAAAUUAUAUCAUUCUUUUUUGGCUAUUUGUACAAGUUUGUUCAUUGUAAAAAUCUAUUGUUGAUAUGAAAAAUAUGAUACACAGGAAUGCCUACAAGAGAAGUAUCAUCGAUCACAGCUUAUUGUGAUUUGCACAGAAAACUGCGAAACUGUGUCUGGAUUGCGCAGAAGCGCAGAGGGGGCUGCCACACGGUAUGAGGGUUGCGAGAAGCCGUUCAGUGCACAAAUAUAUCCAGUCACGGAGUGCGAUGCUAAAUACAGAUGUGAACGAUGCAAAGUCUUCAAUGAACUCUUUCCGAACUUCACCCAUCAUUUCUUAGUCAAGUUUCCGUGGUACCUCAAAGAAAAUGGAUACGGAAAAUGAGCUUUUAUGUAUGAAAUGGAUGGACUUCAAUGACAACUUAAGACUAGUGUUCAGUAGACUACUUCAAGAUGAAUGUCUUGUUGAUGUGACGAUAGCAUGUGACGGACAAUUCAUUAGAGCACAUAAAGUGAUUCUGUCAGCAAGUUCCAUAUUUUUUCAAGAUCUCUUUCAAAAGCACUCAGAGCAUCAUCCAAUUAUUAUAUUAAAGGAUGUUAAAAUUCAUGAACUUCGUUCAUUAAUGGACUUUGUUUACAAAGGUGAAGUGAACAUUCGGUCUUACGAACUUCAAAACUUUAUGUUGAUGGCAAGAAACCUUGGAAUGAAAGGUCUUUGUUUAUCCAAUACCAGCGAUGAGUCAAAUAUCGAUAGCUACCCAAAAGAUGAAAUGGGCAAGAUCCGGAGUGAAGACGACGUUGAGGCCCUGCAGGAGGACCUCGCGCACAUCGACGUGUGGUGCGCCAACAACGGUAUGCAGCUAAACGUCAAGAAGUGCGUCGUCAUGGACGUGACACGUGCACGACAACCCUGCAUGCCUCGCUACACAGACGGUGGCACAGCGCUGCAGUACGUUGCCACGCAGCGGCUGCUUGGUUUGCACCUGUCGAGAGACCUUCUCUGGAACCACCAUGUCGACGUCCAGCGGAGAAAAGCGGUGCAAACCCUUGGGUUCGCGGCUCGGAACUUAAGCGGCUGUACGCAAAGAAUGAAAAUGAUUGUGUACCUUUCACUGGUGAAGCCCAAACUGUUCUACGGAACACCAGAAUGGCACCCCUCAACAAAAACUAACACUGAGAAAAUGAUUAGGGUGCAGAACAGGGCCCUGCACUUUAUUCACGGCCGCUGCAUCCCACCACCAAACCAACAAAAUCUACUCUCGGUGCCUGCACAGCUGGAGUACAUCAACGACCUCCUGUAUUUCAAAAAGUGUUUAGCAGGAGUAAUGGACUACGACGCGAUGGCACGAAUUACCCCUGGCCGCGUGCACCGCGGAAACAAUCCGCUGCACCCUCGACUUCAGCUGCCAUCCUCCCGCACCUAUCUCGGGAAAAACAUCUUUGACUAUCGCGUCGUAAAGGAGUGGAAUGAUAUGCCACCCGCAUUAAAGGACUGCUCAGCGGCACAGUUUCCGUCCCUCUGAGAGGCGUAUGUGACAGCAAGAUUUUAGUGUGAUUACUGUGAUGUUUUUAUGAUUUAACUAGUCUGGGCUCACUUCGGCUAUGCCAUCCUGGACAAAGUCCUAGAAACUUGUUUUCCAGAAGUGUCGCUCUUUCUCACAUGCUUUUUCCUAUUUGUAAACUGACAACUGACCUGUGAUAACAUGAAUGUACUUUGACAGAUUGUGAGAAGUAACAGCUAUAAUAAAAAAAAUAAUAAAUUAUUACACCAAGCAACAAUUUAAAUUAUUUAAUAUUAGCCAUAGCCAACCGCUUAAGCUGCAAAAUCGUUUGAAUUUUAUCCGGAUCUGGAUGUAACCCGUUUUCAUCCAGUAAGUAACCUAUAUAGCAUCUUCAUUGAGCUACGGAGGAAUUUACUUUUUCCCCAAUUUGGAGACAUAUUUGCAUCUCAUAUUAAACGAAGCACCUCAAAAUGUAAUUCGAGGGUCGGCAUACCUAUAGAAACACGCCGUCAAUGUACACCUUAAGAUACUUUUUUAUCCACGACCAGUUGCCUAUAAUCUUAACAAAUACCCAAUCAUAAAAUCUGGACCACUGUUGAUUGCCCCCCGAAUAGCUAAACUCUAAACUGAAAUUGGUCCAUCUGGGGAAUGAAAAAAGGCUGUUUUAGGUUUACUCUCAUCAUCGAGUGGCAUUUGCCAAUAGCUUUUCCGGAAAUCAACCCAGCUAAUGUAUUUUAACUUUCCCAGAGGUGAUCAAGAAUUGUGGCCAAUAUCGGUAAUGCAUACGUGUCAGGUUUUGUAACUUUAUUCAGCUCGCGUAAAUCUAAUACAAUAUCUCGGUUCCGUUCCCUCAGCUUCAUUUCGCACAAAUAACCUGGAGCGUUCCAGAUUGGGAGACCCAUGAAACAUAAAACUAACUCCUCGUCCUUAAAGGUUGGGUGACCCUUAAGGUUAAUCCGAUGCUUCUUAAAACCCUCGGCAACUCCUCCUCCUUUACGGAGAGCUAACGCUGAUGGCGAUAAUGGACGCCACGGAAGGGUCUUCAGGUCGGAUGACCAUCAGGCAGCACGAGGCCCAGGCACCUCGUCUCUUCCUCCCCCUCUUCAUGGAGAGUUGUUGAUGUUGCUAUAUAGAUGAGCUGGACUAUCUUUAUGUCCAGAAAAUGAUGAUCAAUGAUUGCUCCUCAGGUCAGCGACCUUCGGAGCGACUGCUGCUGAUGCGGUGCGCCCCGUCACCUCCUCCCCCCAUACGGAGAAGCGUUUCAAGACGGUAAGGCAUUGGCCCCUCUACCUCUAGACCUCCUCCUUCCUUUCAAGGAGAGGUUGAAGAUGCUCCUUUAGGUCAUGCGACCUUCGGAGCGUUAUCUGCUGGGGCGGUGCGCCCCCGUCGCCUCCUCCCCCCUUUCGGAGAGGCGUGUGCAUACCUUGAUGGCGACGCUGGACGUUAGUAGCUUCCCAGGCGUCGCUGAUGGAGUAAUGAUUCUCCACUGCAGAAAAUAGUCCGCUGAAUGUCCGAGUCAUUGCGCCUGACGUAGAUUAUGUUGAUUUGACACCUAGUAUAUCUCGCAUUCCACGACUUCACAAACUCAACAAAAAUUUCUAAAUGCUCUCGCAAAUCAUGAAAUGCUGCUAAGAAAUUUACGUAAAAACGCAACAGGAUUGCACCACAACAAUUCAUAAAAGGCCAAAAAUUUCAAUAAUGGGAAUUGAAAUGUCUGGGAAUUUGCACUUUAUAAAUAUAAGAAUUCAAACUACUUAGAGAAACGGAUGAUGCAUUAAACAAAUAUAGAGUAGAGAGCGGAAAGCGAACGAACGCGUGUGCGAGGGGCACACGGCGUGGCGUCGAUCCAGUGCGUUUUUGAGCGUUCAGUGCGGUCCAGGCGACCUGUGGAGGUCCAGGAAUCAUGAGUGAAUGGGCGAGAUAAAAGUGACGGGGAUGUUGGUGCGAUUUGGCGAGUAGCAAAGCGAUUAGCACGCGGGACAAAGCACACAAGUUUGGCUUGACGUGGCCCCGCGUGAUUUAUUGCAUAGUUUUGUGAGUUUUUCUAUUAAAUUUUAUUUUUGAGCGAGAUAUAUUGCUUUUUGGUAAGUAGGGCGUGCACCACUCACCGGAUUAAGAGCGAUUUAACUGGGAUGAUUGCGGAUUUGUUGUUUUGUUGUUACUCGUGUCUGCCUCAAGUGGUGCGUGAUCGUGAUUGCAUCAUCUUUCGUGGAACUUGUGUGGCUACGAAUGUACGCGGUGCCCAACGCUACCCUGUAGCUUUCCUCCCUGUCAGAGGUAGCCCGCAUUUCGCCCGCGUUUUCCACGGCAGAUCUUAUAAAAAUUUGGUUUUGUUGUGUUAUCUCAGUGUGGUCUGCAUAGGACGCGUGUGAACGAGCUCAGGGCAUGGUCCCUCUGUGAGGAAGCCGCCACUUCCCGCACAGAAAAAUAUGUUCCAAAGUUAACCCUGGGCUAUACCAUCUUCACCAAAGAUUAACCGCCAGGAAUGACUUUUUUAUGUCCUAAAGUUAACUAAUGUCACGCUUUUUCUUGUUCAAGGUUAACCUUUUUGGUUAAUCAGAAAAAAUAUUCCUGGAAUAACCCAGGAAUAUCCUUGGAGAAGAAUUAUUUUCUGCCUCUUGGAUUAACCCUGGGUUAUUCUUGGAACAAUAUUUUGGUUAACCUUUCGAUUAUUCUUUGAACAACUACCCGCACAGAAAAAUAUGUUCUAAAGUUAACCCUGGGCUAUACCAUCUUCACCAAAGAUUAACCGCCAGGAAUGACUUUUUUAUGUCCGAAAGUUAAAUAAUGUCACGCUUUUUCUUGUUCAAGGUUAACCUUUUUGGUUAAUCAGAAAAAAUAUUCCUGGAAUAACCCAGGAAUAUCCUUGGAGAAGAAUUAUUUUCUGCCUCUUGGAUUAACCCUGGGUUAUUCUUGGAACAAUAUUUUGGUUAACCUUUCGAUUAUUCUUUGAACAACUUUAAGCGUGACAUAAGUUAUCCCUGGAUUAUUUUUUUAAGUUAACCCUAGAUUGUUCCUAGAGAAUAACCCUGGAAUAUUAUUUAUUUUAUUUUUAUUUUUUUGCUUUUAUUUAGGAUUGUUGAUUUAAAUAGCAAAAACUUUAUUCUUUAUUACUUAAAAUAUAGCAUAAUUUAUUUUUAUCCAAACAAUUACAUACAUAUUACGAAAAAUUAUGGAAAAAUUACAGUUUCCGCCGGGCUACACAACUCGCCAGUUCCUGCAAGACUCCCAUAAUACUUUUAUGUUGGAUUCUCAUAAGAACUGGCGAGAUGUGACAAUGAAGUCCGGCAGAAACUGAAAUUUUUCCAUGUACAAAAUUUUCUAACACGCCGGUAUCGUUUAUCUUGAGGCCUAACUCAAAACUGAGGAUCGCGGCAGCCGUUGGCAAAUAAGCGUCCGACGCGUCCUUGUCCAGCCGAUCCAGGCAAUCCGUCCGAACCGCCGGCUGUCCGAUUGUCCUUCACUAUCACUUUUGGCGUCUAGCGAUGUCCGAUGUCCGUUAAAACACUUUGAACUUAAACUUUGAACGGCCGUUGACGACUCGCUUGACUCUUUUGUUUCGACUUUUCAAGUUUUUCGGCGAUGGGGACCUGAUCUAGGAGCUUAUAAUCCUCGGAAACCGGACCGGUAUAAGUCUAAUUGUUACUUUUUUACUAAUUGCAUGCAGAAAUCGGCCUCGCUGGUCUAUUUGAUACCGAGCGAGCCGCUUUGCCUCAGUUAGAGGCGGCCGCGCGGUAGUUCUGCAUCAAAUUGAUCAGGAUUUCGGCAGCCAGAUCAAAUUGAACAGCGCAGCGGAGAGUGUGCGUCUAACAGAUACCGAAAAUUGCGUUCGCGUCAGUUAGACCCGGAAAAUCGUGCUCUCGUCUAUUCUUGCUAAAAUUGAUCAUAUUUUUGGGGUCAGAUUGAUUUUUUUUUCUAAUGACAGAAUUUCGAAAUUGAUUAUUUCAUCAAAACGAACUUUUUUUAUUAUCACCCAUACAAAAAAAGCAAUUACUGUCUGAUUUCUUAAAAAGGGGUGUUUUUCCAUUAUAUUUUGUCGAAAACCACGCAAUCCGCGAACGUGCAAAAUUGUUUAAAGCAGCAGAGUUUUCCAAAGCAGAUUUUUUACAGGAAUCUUAAAAGACUGAUAAUUUUUAAACAAUAAUGAAUUAUUGAUGAUAAAAUAGUCUUUUAGAUCUCAAAUUUUUUAUCUUUUCACAGUAAUGUACGAGGAAUGGUUGUUUUGGAAUAAAAUAACUUAAUAAUUUGUAAAAGGAUUGCGUGAGGUAACCAGUUGCAGAAAGUUGUUGUUAGUUAAAGUAAAGCUCAACAGCAAAAGGAGAGAAAUUCCUCUUUAAUUUUACCUGAAAUUUGAGAACAGCUUAAACCAUUCCAAAUUUGAGAGAAAAUCGGCUAUUAAUAAGCUUGCAUGCUAGUCAUAUUGCUAGUUCAAUCUAAUUGGAAAUCACGAUUUAUUUCACCAGAAUGGAAAUUUAGCUCACAAAUCACACACCAGUAAUUGGACAGAUCGCGACAAAAGGGAUCAAACCCAACCGAAAAAAUCAUUGACAAAACCGUUUAUUUUUUUGAGUAAUUUCGCAAAAUCUUUUGCUGUUUGACAGACCUGAUUUCAUUAUUGCCCAAUGUAGAAGGCAAAUGUUGCUUAAUUCCAAAAUCAAUAAUUAACAGAAUGAACAACUUGCUAAACAAUGCAAAAAUCUUUAGCGGCCUUUUAAGUUCUACCUAAACUUUCACUCUAUUAAUGUUUUUUAAAAUGCAUUUGACCUAUCAUUCAUUAUUUUUUUAUCCAACAUUCCACAAUAUCUAAGAUUGUUAGUCUUGUUAUUCUGGGUUAACAGUAAUCCAAAAAACCCGACGGGCCUACAAUAGAGGCCAAGUCGGGAAUUGGCGCCUGGACAAAUCAGAAUAGCCGGGGUUGUCUCCAAAGGCGAGUUCUGGGCGCCGGUCCUCACUACAAUCUUGGUCCCACGUAGCCACCAUCCACCAGGAGCCAUGAGGCCUAUUCGACUGAUCAGGAUGAUGGCCAGGAACUUCGUCUUCAGCUCUGUUUGGUUUUCUCAAAGUUGACUUGGCUGAGUUAGAAGCAUAGUGAGCAGCCGGGCGUUAGCCAAGGCUUGACGCUCUUCCACGCUGGCCCCCAGCAACUCGUCUGGGAGAUUUGGCGCUGGAACUCAAUUUUACUCCACCGGCCGGUCUUCUUCGCAAGCUUCGAGCCGCACCCCUCGUCCGAAAAUGAAUUUCUUUCUUCAGGAGUGCCGGCUUUCGCUCGUUCGAUGACAAUGUUAAGGACACGGCGGGGUCAACUCUGGGUUCUGGGUCGUCCCAAGCAGAGAUCCCUCGAUGGUCGUUGCGGUGGCCGGUUUCUUGGACGAAGAGCCACAUCCUCCGGCUAAAGAGAGGCAGAGCCCCUUCUCGGCGUGAUUCUGUGGUGUCGCGAACGAAAAUUCGCAGAGGGUGCCAUUGGCGAGCUACUCGGGCGCUCGUUGGUCUUUGCCAUUUGAUUGUUGUUUUGGUGUAAUCGUACUCACUCGCCGGUCAUAGCUUCAAAACCAUAAUUUUGGGUCGAAAUCUUGUUCCUCAGAGGAAAUUUUGACGUUGAUCAAUGAGGCGUGAAAAGCUGAGCAAGAUGUUGCCAGUUUCUUCCAGGUAAAGUUGAACGUCUUUGCCAAAAAGGGGAAAUUCUGAGGAGCGAAUUUUAAGUGCGUCCGUUCUAGUUUUCGGCAACAAUUGGACUCAGAUUUUUAUGAUUAUUAAAAAUGGAUUUCGGCAAUAUUUAAAAAUAUUGCGUUUCGUUUAUUCUUAAAGUGGAAUGAUACUGGACAACAAUUGAAAAUUAAUUAAAUUGUUGGAUGCCUUAAACAAUUGACCGAUAAACAAUUUGUUCAACAAUUUGCAAUAAUAAAAAAAUGACCUUCCUACAAUAAAAAUUCAAAUUUUGCCAAUUUUCUCCAAAAUUUACAGUGCUCGAAAACAUUUUCUUGGCAUAUUCCGAUUCCUCUCGUCGAGAUCUGUUCAACGGUGUAUGCCACUUAUUGGGGAAACUCUUGGUUUUGAAAUUAAAUUGGAUUUCAAGUAAGGAGACAGCCAUUGCCAUUUGAAAAGCACGGUAACUUUCAAGCCAAUUUUCUCAAAAAAUUACAGCGCUCCUUAGGUCAAUUUAGGCUUUAACUGAAUCCUAAGGGAUGAGUUUUUGCUUUGGCAACAAGCAUUUUCCAGGCUUUUCCAGUAUCAUUCCUCUUUAACCAACAACCUCUUUUGUUUUAAAAAAAAAAAUUAAUUUAUCAAGAAAAGGUUGAGACAUUACACUGGCUAUACUAUAUAGAUUUUUUUGCCUAUACAGGAACAAGAAACCACAAAUGAAACCGACUAUUUUAUAGAUUAUUUGCCUUGAAACCGAUUAUUUGCCUCUAAAAUUCCAACUAUAAUAAUCAAUCAUUUCUUUGCCAAAUCGACUAUUUUUGUACAACCCUAAUAGGCUAUGCUAUAUUCUUUUGGUUGACGAAUAGUGUCUGUAAACCGAUUUUCGCAAAACUCCGGGCCAAAGGCGAAUUACACACGGCAUUGAAAAUUCGCAUUUUGCACGGCACACAAAUAAUGGCCACGUUAAAAAUACGCGCAAGGGCGCUGCGAAGUCCCGGGGCACUGAAUUUUGAAUUUGGCGAUCGGAUACAAACGAGUGCGUGCGUGUCUGAAUCCCGAUGUUCAGUGCUUUUGCAAUUACAAAAUUGAUUUUAUAAGGGUUUUUGUGUUUUUGGUGUGUGCAAUGUGUGCAGAGCAAAAGGAACGUUUGGUGCGGCACCGACUUAAAUGGUUUUUUUUCGGAAAAAUUUGACCGUUUGUCGCAGAGUCGACCCCGACCGCUCAUUCGACAGUGCUCGCGAAGGGCUAAAUUAUGGAGUGCGCAAACGACCUUUUUCAGGGUUCCGCGACUGAAAUCGGUUCCGAGGCCGAAUGUAAUUGCUUUUUUGUCGUUUUUUAGCAUGUUUGACGGUGCCUGGCGGCUACUUUCAACCCUUCAAACCACCAACCUUCCUCAGGUCGCGCACCCUGAACAGUGCCUUUAAUCGGUUUUUUCGGCGGCAACGGUUCAUUUUGGUUUCUUCGUGAUCAUUAGAGUGCAUUUAAGUGGGAUUUGAAUUCGCGGCGCGGUGCAGCAUUAACAACACGGGCAUUAUUAUUGCUUUUUGCCCAGCUCACAGAUUUUUUUUGUCAAAAUUCGACCAUUCGUAGCAGAAUUGAGAAUCGACCACGGCCUAUCAUUCGAAAGUGCUCGCGAAGGACUUUUAACUGACACAUCCAACCAACCUUUUUUCAGGGUACCCCGACCUGAAACCCUUUGCCAGGUCUUGUUUUAAUGUUUUUUUCGCGGUUUCUGCCAAAGUUAAAAAAGCACAGUGCGGCGAUGCAAUCUUCGGUGCCACUGCCACGCAGCACCGCCAACACCAAUUUUGCUGUUUUUUUUUCAGCAAAGCACUUUUCUGCGACGCGCUAUGCGGCGGCGGCGCCAAAUGGCAAUUUUUUUAAUUACUAGGUUUAUGUUAAACCGCAUCGUGGAUAAUCAGCCCCCGCUACGAUCAUUUUUAAUUUUCAAACCACUGUCUCGACUGACCCACCUCGGUUUUUUCGGUCUAACAAUUCGACGGGUGGAGGGAUAAUCGCCCGCGCCCCCUCCCUGGAAGCGUCUCACCGAGCCCUACACCCCGCCACACCCUGGCGACCUUUUUCAGGGUCUGGCAAACCUGAGAUCAUUCCCUGAGCGGGUUUUUUCGAUUUUUCCGGCGCCGCGGCGAGCCUCCCCGGUGUUAGAUGGGGGUCUAAACUGCCCCCGAUUGAGAUUUGGGGGAUUGGAACUGGCCUAAAAAUCAACGUGAAGUGCAAAUCGCUUGUCUCCUAUCUAUAUAAUACCAUUUUUUGGUUUAAAAAAAGUUUUUCACGUUUCUACGGUGAUUGGCUGAACCGAUUUUGGUUUUCAGCAUGUCGAAAGAAAGCAUAUUAUAAGUGAAGAAUGUACGCGCAGUUGCUUGAUUGAGUCUGAAAUCGCAGCAAAAUUGUCUUAUUAAAAUCAAAAGUUUACGGUGGUGCCAUCUAUUGGCAGCUUCGAACAAUAAGGGUUUAUACAUACAACUGGCCAAUAACAAAAUAUUUCGUUGAUUUUUCCACGUUUGAUCAAAAAAUAAAAUUUAAUGAAAUGGAUUAGCAAUAAAUAUCAACUGAUCCAAAAAUCUUGUUCUAGAAAGUUGAAAAUGAAUCAUCUAUUACUUCUGUUUGUGAAUCUUCACUGCACCGAUUCCGAGAAAAUUUUGUAAAGAAAUUGGAUCUGUGCAACAUAUUUGGUGGAAAUUGUAAAGACAUUAACACCAAAUCAGGUGUGAAUAA